CCCUACCAACUCAAGCUCACCAGACCUGGAGGUGAGACGAGGCGGCUCACUUUCGCCGCCCAGCCUUCAUGGUUAGAAUUGGAGUCAAGGAUUGCAUCGCUCUUCAACAUACAAGAGGGAGCCGUGGCGGUCAGCUACGAAGACAACGAUGGUGACAUUGUCACAAUGAGUUCACGGGAGGAGCUGCAGGAUUACUUUCAGACAUCAUACAAGCACGGCCAGAUUGCCAAAUUCUCAGUAAUUGACAAGACUCAGAGCCAGCGCCCGGCACGUUCGGCUUUUGUCGAAGAUCUGGAUGAGCAACCUGACGACGGUUUGCCAACAAUGGGGCCAACGAUGUUCGUCGAGGUGGACGAUGGUGGCUGGCAGCACCUUCCGCGAGUUCGUGAGAUGUUCAGCGUACAUGAGGAGGACGGUCGCAAUGCAUCUGGAGAAGGGCACGCGUUCGUUGAAGUUGUGGAUAGCGAUGCAGAGGGCUUAAGGAAAGGCAGUGACCCUGCAUCUGGUGAACAUACACCCAAGAAUGGCAUUAAUACGCGUCAAUCCCGUUACAAGGGAAAACAGAGAGUUUCUGCGCACUCUGAAGCGACAAAGUCAACAUCUGCAACAUCCGUUGUUGAGAAUGACUUCCCGACAAAGCCGCCAGUUCACGUUUACGACGUUUCUGACAUAGGAAGAUCUCCUCGUAGUUCAGUUCAAGAUCGAGUGGAACAAUCAUCGCUUGGCGGUCCGGGCACUGAGAACUUCAUGGGUUCAUUUGGAACGGUGUAUCCGGUAAAUCCUCCACGUGAUGCUUUCAUGCACGUUCCUCGAGCGGGUGAGACGUAUAGUACAAGCGAGAACGAGCCGUUCCGUGGCUCGUCUUCUGUCGGUGCCGAUUCUCUCCAACCGGGGCAAAUUCCUUCUCUUGAUCUCGAAGAACCUCCGUUGGGUCCCAACGGAACUGGAGGAAGCCGUACUCCUACUCUCGGGCAGACACCAGAGCCUCAACCGUCAUUCGUCCGUGAUGUCGCAGACUUCGUUGAUAAUAUGACGAUUGCCUUUGUGGCUCACCCAGAACUCUCGGAGGGGAUCCGCAAUAUCGUUAGGAAUGCUGUGGGUGGUAGAUAUUGGAACGCAGAGCGUGAUAGAGUUACCGCUGUAGCAGAAAAUGUCAAAGCUGCUGCCGAAGACACCUCGGCUCGUAUAUCCCAAGUUGCUGGGGACAUGGCGAACAAUGCCGAAAGAGAUGCAGUUCGCAUGAUUUCUGAGGCUCUCGGAGGCGUAUUUAGGGUGAUAGGAGAAUUAAGCGGCGCUGAAGUUGGCAAUCAAUCUGCAAACGGUCCUGCUCCUCCUGUGACCAGACCACUUCCCCCGCAUCCGCCGCCUCCACCGCCUCCAAUGUUUCGUCCGCCAUGGCCACCAAUGCACCGUCAUCAUCAUCCGUUCUCUUUCCCAUUUGGGCCAGGUCAUCGUCAUGGAUUGCACGACGCCUGGAAUGACCGCCGUCGUGGCCGGGGAUCGCCUCAUCGCCCCUAUCCUGCACCAGGCCAGGAACUUAGUUAUCGUCUGCCCGAGCCGGGAACGCGUGGGAUGGACCCCUCUCACUUACCUUGGUCCGACCCGAUGGAUUAUGCUCAACGAGACAGCACAUGGGGACCGGGUGCAUAUGCACCAUAUUACUAUGGUGGUCCCGCCUACGACAAUGUCGAUACUGAGGCAACUCAACCAAAUAUACAUGAGACUAAAGCGCAACUCGAAGCUGCGAAGGCUAUUUACAAAUUUGAGAAAGACCGAUUCAGGCGAGAGAAAGAGGAGCGUCGGAAGCAGAGGCAUGAAAUUGCCGAAAGGAGAGCAGGACAGAAUCGCGGUCAGCGCCCCGAUGGUACUUCUCGGGAAGAAGAAAUUAUAGCCAGCAUUCCAUUUCACGACUCUGUGAGAGGAGGGCCGUCAAAGGGCAGGCAAACCGAGUCUCCCGCUAUCCCACCACAGACGUCUGGUGCUGUGCCUAGUGUAAAGUCUGCGACCCAUGUGCCUUCUGCCCAAGCAGCGCAGCGCACGUCUUCUCGCGAUUCUGUUAUGAGCAAUCCUAUACAUUACGCUGCUAGUCCUGUACCGCCUGUUCCUCCGGUCCCUGUUCCGAUAGAUAUAGUCUCGCCAGCGCCACCAGCACCUCCCAUACCGCCU
Molecule: messenger RNA, 2166 nt
Organism: Fomitiporia mediterranea MF3/22
Lineage: Eukaryota; Fungi; Basidiomycota; Agaricomycetes; Hymenochaetales; Hymenochaetaceae
Exons: 3
Source: RefSeq, a predicted model, not a curated record